AUGCCCAGAGAUCAGCCCAUCGCUGUGCGAUCCCUUGUAGCCUUUUCCCAGGGCGAAAUCCGGGAACCCAUGUUUGACCUAGCCUACGACAUGUUGGAUCCUCUCGGACCCCGCAUCUCUAGACUCAAUGACUUGGAGGCCUUUCUCGGUCACAUCAUCGAUAAUCCCGAAACCAAGGAUUCUUGCCCACGUCCUGAAUUCGACGUCAUGGCAGAAGAAUACGCGAGAAAACUCCAGGACGUACAACAGCGUGUAGAUGAACGCCUCUUUGCCGGAGAGGCCUUCACGAAACUCGCUAAGUUUGACAAGCAGUUUAUUGAGUCGGCUUUAGGGAAGCGUCCCGACGAGAUUCCUCCAGAAACCUCCGGGGCAAAGGGGCCAAUGUAUUUAAAUCUUGCCGGUCUCUAUGGUUCUUCAGAGCUGCCGUCGCUAGCGGAUUCGUUCGGCAGCAAGUCGGAAGGCGAGGUCUUGCAGCAGGCAAAAAGCGUUCUAAAGACUCUUGAACUUCUACUUGACCGAGCCAAGGCCAUGACGUUGGUACUCCUCUCCUACGGCAAAGACAGAUUUUGGGAGGCUGACGGGCUCAGUCACCUCCUCGAUUGCGCGGAGCAUAUGGCACUCUUGCAGGGAUAUAUACACAAGUCUCGGCGUUAUGGUCUAGCCAUCACCAAGUUCAUGGUUGGCAAAUUUGACCGAUCUGCUGCUAGACUCGAUUGCUGUAUAAGGGCCUUUAUCAUGGCUUACGACACCCUUCCCAUCGGGGUCACUCCAGCUGAACUUGACAUAUUGUCACGGCGAGCUUCCUGCAAAGGCAAGAACCUGGACGGGAUCUACACACAGUAUAAGAGAGACGACAGGGUUGCGUGUUCGUUUUUCCGAGAAUACUGUAGAGUGUGGCCUCUUGCCGAAGCUCGCGAUCGAGUCGCAGCCUGGGAGUUGGGAGUCCGUGCCGAUGCUCUGGCUAUCCGAAACCGCCUGGUCAUGAGUCAAACCCUACGGAAGAGAACUAGGAGAGAUUUGUGUUCUUGGAACUGUGGCCGUUCCAAGGCCUUGGGUGUUGACUUCAUCAAGCACGCACUCGCGAUUCUUCACGUCCUACUCAGGGAUGACAUCAAUACCCUCAAGAAACUCGUUUCAGAUCUCAAAGCGUUAUGCCCCAACCAAGCUCCGGCUCGUGGGUGA
Fusarium keratoplasticum is the source of this 1182-nucleotide messenger RNA. RefSeq lists its product as uncharacterized. Bases 1 to 1182 code for a protein of 393 amino acids. NCBI's taxonomy places the organism in Eukaryota, Fungi, Ascomycota, Sordariomycetes, Hypocreales, Nectriaceae. The transcript is spliced from 2 exons. The record is from RefSeq and is a predicted model, not a curated record.